CCCCGGGACGGUGCCCUGGGUUUGUGCCGAGGCUGGACACCAAGGGCUGGGACCCGACUGCAGUGUCUGGGUCCAGGAGCCGUGCGCUGCGGAAGGUCGCGGCGGCCACCGCCUGAUUGCUUCCGGAUCGAAGGCGCUGGCAGGGCAACAGCGGGCUUGACCAGGCGGCGAGCGAACGCCGCCUUUAUUGGCCACUGGCCCGGAGGGUGAGGGGAGGGCUGCUGCACCUUCCCCUUCUGCUCGCAAAGAUGGGAACAACCGGCGGGGCCUUCGCUCGUCGCUGAGGCGGACGGGGGUUCAAGUGCGCCGCCCGUUGAUUGACGAGGAGGGUAAAUGCCCGGGAUUUUGAGGGCGGCGGUGGACGCUGGUUGUGAGGAGGGGGUGGUUCCCGGGAGCCAUGGGAAAGCCCAGUGUGUGUGUAUGUGCGCGAAGGACACGACGUGACCUGACAGCGAGGAACCUCCGGGAUAUCCGUCACUCCGAGUUGUUUUGAUGGUGUUUGGUCGGUACCUGGCGGACUCUCCGCCAUCUCUGUCUCUCUCUGACCUUCUCUUGGAUGAGGCUGAACAUGCCACGUCGGAAACAGGUUAAUCCCAAACCUUUGAGAGAAGAUGCCUGGCAGUAACUGAAAGUUGGGAAAGGGGAGAUCUGGAACUGCAUGUCAUUGAUGAGACAAAUCUUUGUGGAAGGAUUUCUUGAAGACAAAAUUCAAGAAGCACAAAAAGAAUUGCAGGUUCCUGAAAGUGUUCAAAAAAGUUUGCAAGUCGCUGAAGGCACAAAAAAAGUAGAAUCCCAAGAGUCCAGACGAAAAGGAAAAACAAAUACAGCUAAAGGUGUAAAGCGGAAGAAAGUUGUGGCCGAAAACGUGACAAAGAAAAUCCCCAAAUCACCUGUGAAAACUCUGUUAAAGUUAAGUAACGAUGGACAAAGUGCAGAGGCAGCCAUUUCUGUCGAUGGUGUUCCAACUGCUGCUUCACCAUUAAAAAAGGAACCCUUGCUUGACCAAAAUGGAGGACUGGAGAGAGAAGGAGAAAUUGGGCAAGAAUAUUCAGAGGACCUAAACUUCGUUGGUGAGACAACUGAAGCCAGAGCUGGCAAAUCACUGCAGAAAAAGAUUGUGGGAUCACAGCAUUCAGUUGAGUCGUGCAACAGGUCCCCAAAUUGGAGUGCUCACCAACUAGAAACUGAUGCAACAUUGAAAUUGCUAGUUGCAGAGAAGUCUCCCUCACUAUCCUACGAGCACCCACAGCAUCCAAUUCAACGUCUGUCUUUACUGCGUAAACAUUGGAUCAUUAAGGCCGAGAGUAAAAGUUGCAGUACAAAUGGGAGCACUCCUUAUGCAAGUUCUGCUUUUGAUGUCUUAUUGAAAGCUAUGGAGCCGGAACUGAAAACUUUGUCAAAGGUAAAAUUUUCUUCAGCUGACUCGGAGUCAAGAAAAUCAGAUGUCAGUGUUGUAUCCCAGGAAGUGUCAAGUGGAAUAUCAACAGUUACUGCCCAAAGUCUAGGUCAACCUUCUGUAUGUAAAUCUGAAUUUGCCACAGAUCCACAGUACUAUUCAAAUGUUGCUCAAAUUGUGCCCAAAUCAGGGAAUAGACAGCAAGGACAAGGUCAGCCUACAUCUCAUUUACACUACCAGCAAACUCAACACAUUUUGCAUGCUAAACAAGAUGAACAUCAUGCCUUAUCUCAGAGGUUUAAUGGAUCACCAACACACCAGCAGAAUCAAGGAAAACACCAUUUCCAACCAACAUACAAUUUAACCAUGACUUCUUUAGGGCAGUCUCAGACCACUGUCAUGCCAUAUAAGCUGCAUCAAGGUCAGCUUCUGGUCAAUUCAAACCAGUCAAUGGCAGCUAAUCCACCUAAUUGUGAUCAAAUGGGAUCUGGUUACAAGCAGCUCCAAAUGCCGUCAGUUGUCAACUCUGGGAUGGACCAAGCGUCCAAUAUUUCGCUUAAGGAGCAGAAGCCUAAAAAGCAGGGGAAGUAUAUUUGCGAGUACUGUAACCGAGCAUGUGCAAAACCAAGCGUUCUCCAAAAGCAUAUUCGAUCACAUACUGGGGAACGGCCCUAUCCUUGUGUUACAUGUGGAUUUUCAUUUAAGACCAAAAGUAACUUGUAUAAGCACAAAAAGUCCCACGCUCAUGCUAUCAAACUUGGUCUUGUUCUGAGAUCAGAGAGCAGCAGUACAUCAGUAUCUCAGGAAUCUGACCGAGGGCUAAGUAUUCAGUCAGAUGUAGAGGAAAGCGGUGAAAGUGAGGCUGAUUCGACAUCGGAGGAAAAAUAUUUUGAUCAAAAGCACUUUGAACAGGAAGCUGCACAAGGAGCUGGCAAUGUGUCCUAUUCUGAAGCAGCUACAACCUUCCCCAGGAGUCUCUCGUCAUCCAACAAGUCAGUAAAUAAAGUCUCUGGUUAUGACACUUAUGAGUCUAUGAGCAUGCAUGAGGGCGCUGAGCCAAAAGUUACAGCUGCUUUGCCAAAAGUGGUGGUUUACCCAGUGAAUGUCUCUCCUGUAAGGGCUGAUAGUCCACAGGUAACAGGUGCAGCUCCAGAACCAGUCAAUCCACAGCAGCAGACAAAUCCACAGGCUGCUAAAAUGGAGUCAACUUCAACUUGGAUGGCUUGGAUGAAGCAAGACACCGGAUGCAAGCAGCAGCUGGAAAUGAGCCCACAAGAGGAAGAAAAGGCUCAGUCAGUGACUUCGCAUGCACAGCUCCAAAGACAGCAAGCCACUGAACAAGGGAAGCAUCAUUUGAGCCCACGAAGUUUAGGGAGCACAGAUUCCGGGUAUUUCUCCCGUUCUGAAAGUGCGGAUCAACAGAUGAGUCCACUCAGUCCCUUCGUUAAGUCAUUGCCCACUACUGAAGUUGAUGCAAACAAGGGCAGUUUUCCUUGUCCUCACAGCAAUCAAAUUAUGGCCACUGUUUUGCAGAUGAAUUCGGUUUCAGUCGAAAAGCAGUCCAAAUCAAUAGCUCCUGUUCGUGCCCAGAUUGCAACCAAAACGCUCGAAGAACGCAUUUCCAAGUUGAUAUCGGACAAUGAAGCAGUAGUGGAUGAUAAGCAGCUGGAUAGUGUAAAACCACGAAGAACAUCCCUUUCUAGGAGAGGAAGCAUAGACUCACCGAAACCAUACACAUUUAAAGAUUCAUUCCAGUUUGAUCUACGGCCUCUUCAUUCUGGAAGGAGAACAAGCUCCAGUUCUGAUAUCCCCAAGUCCCCCUUUACACCUACUGACAAGUCAAAGCAAGUGUUUCUUCUGUCAGUUCCUCCUCCAUUCCCUUCUCUUGAUUGUUUGCCGAUUACUAGAAGUAAUUCGAUGCCUGCUACUCCAGCAAAUUCUGCCAUACCUACAAAUACAACGCCAGCUGCGCACCCACUAAGAGGGAGUCAGUCAUUUGAUGAGAAAAUUGGUGGUUCAUUUAGCGAUGACGUCUUUAUACCUGGACCACAGACACCGAUCCAACUUGCCCAUCCCCGAACCCUUGUCAGACAGACUGCAGUAGAGGACUCAUCAGCCAGUGAGGGGCAGAGUUUUGCUUCCACACGUUCUAUGGAUGAGGGUUUCCAGAGGAGCGGCAUGGCUGCAGGGGUUUUGAUGCCAAGAAGCAAAUCAUUUGAGCACAGCUUGCGUACGCAAGAAAAAGUGAAGAAGUCACAAGGUCGGGGGUCCAUGUAUGAAUGUGAAACGUGCAGAAAUAGAUAUAGGAAGCUGGAGAACUUUGAAAACCACAAGAAGUUCUACUGUUCAGAGCUUCAUGGGCCAAAGGUCAAACCAAUAGUCACAAAAGAUUCUGAACACGAAGCAAUAUCACGCAGCAUGUCACCACAGUUGUUACAUUAUAGGAUCAUAGGAGCAGCAGGUGUGCUCCAGCAACCACCUAAGAUGAGGAAAAGGAGGAAAAUUAAAAGUAUUGGUGAUGAUGACGAGCUUUUACCUGGUAUAAGUACUGGGACAAACACCACAAAUAAAGAAUCUGUAUCAGAUCAUUUAAGUGCUACAUCUCAUUGGAACAAUUUAGGUGGCAGCAGCCAACCCGCGAGUGUUAGUGUGAAAAGUCUACCCGGGGAGCACCUUCAAUCUGGCAGCAAGGAACAUUCCCUGGAGGAUCCAGUGUCUUUUAGCAAUGAAAUCCAAACUAAACCAUUACCCUCACCAUCGCAAGAACGAGAGUUAAGUAGGACCAGCAGUGGCGUGUCUGUAAUCCAACACACAAAUUCGUUGAGCAGGCCCAGUUCAUUUGAACAGUCUGAAUCGGUAGAUAGAAGUUCUCCUGCUCCUGUGCAAGAAAAAGAAACCCAUAAUGAAGCUAUGCAGCUUUCUAUAUUUAUAAGUGGUAAAGAAGAUGCUUGCAGCCAAUCCUCUUCCCAACAGCAACCCAAUCCUGGCAUAUUGAGGGCAGCAACGUGUGAACUUUCGAGAUCUUCAUCCGCUGAUUGUACUCCGCUGCAGCAGCUAAGACUGGUGCGCCAACAUAACAUCCAGGUUCCAGAGAUUUUGGUCACAGAGGAACCAGACCAGGAGCAGGACGUGCAAGGAAAUGAGCAGGCAGAGAAAUUUCAUUGGCCUCAGAGGAGUGAGACACUCUCAAACCUACCAACAGAGAAGCUACCACCAAAAAAGAAGCGAAUCCGCUUGGCUGAGAUGGAGCAUUCGUCUGGUGAAUCCAGCUUUGAUUCAACGCUUUCAAGGAGUUUCAGUCAGGAGAGCAACCUGUCUUGUUCCAGUCUCUCAGCCUCUUUUGAUAGGGAGGAUGUUCCAAGGACUGAAAGUCCUUCCAAGCUGGAAGCACUUAUUAAAUCAUCUGAAUUGGCUCUGGUUAGUCGUUCAAAUACACUUGGUGUUCCCAAUCCACAUUACAGAGAAAUGAGGCGUGCUGCAUCUGAACAGACUACUAGUGUGCCACCACCUACAGAGGUUGCUGCAGGAAUUCGUAGCAAGUCAUUUGAUUGUAGUAUCAUAUCCACAUCAAUAUCUACACCACCAGAAGUUUCAAUGGAAAUGAUUUCAACAGUGGCUUCUGAAUUAAUAGCUUCUGGCUCUGUCUCACUUAUUGAAAGGAGAAGAGGUCCUCUUAUACGACAGAUGUCUUUGAGUAUUGGCCCAGAUAUUCCUCAACCUCAGGUUUUGCCUUCCAGUUUAUUCCAGCAAAAUCUAACUCUGCAGGUAGCUGCCCUGCCACAACUCAAAAGAUCCUUAUCGAAUAGGUUAUCUCCUGUGUCCUUCUUAACUUCACAGCAUCAGUUGUCAUGUGUGACACAACUUCGACACAUAGUUCACCGUGAGCCACAGUCUUCAAUACAAGAAGUAAACUUAAACAACCAAAUCCAAAUUAAACAACCCUUAGUUCAAACAUCUCUUGCUCAGAAAUCUGAGACAUGUUCAGUUACACAAGGAAACCUAAAGGUACUGCCUGCAAAAAUAGCAGCAGAUCAACAGAAAUUAUGUCCAAUUAUAUCUCUUCCUCCUGCAACUGAAGAAAAUAUAUAUGCUCCUAAAUACCAGCUUCAAAUUGUUCAAAAACAAUCCUGCCAGCCAUGUAUACUUCCUAACAUUACAUCCCACCUGCCAGUCAUUCCCCUGUCUAUUCCUUUCACUCUAGGAUCAACUGGGGUAACUUCGAAUAUUUCAAACGAGUCACUGGAGAUUAUCUCAAACUUGUACUUGGUCCCUCCGGUCCCACAUAUCCACCCUGGCCAGGUAUCCAACCAACUACAGCCUGGAGCUUCUCUGGUCAUCCAGAGUGGGAAACCCACUUAUAACACUGCUAUCCAUACAACAUUGCCUCAGAUUCUGGUCACACAAGAUCAAACAAACCAGCAAGCUCUGGUGAUUUGUAAAUUUGAUGAUCCAAUAAAUUCAAACACUGCCGAGGAAAUACCUUCAGGAUCAAAGGAUUAUCUGGAAGCCCGAAAAAAUAAAACUAAGAUGUCUGCUGUUUCUGAAAAUUCUCAUGCCCAUAAUGAGAGCAGAACUGCCCUUGUAGCGAGUGGAUCAAAAAUGCCACCCGACUGUCUACUUGCACAAGAACCUACUGGUACUAGUAAACGCAUGCUAUCACCGGCAAAUAGUUUAGAUAUUGCAAUGGAGAAACAUCAGAAACGGGUUAAGGAUGAAAGUGGAUCUGCAAGUUCUGGUAAAGUGACACCAGUGGUGUUACAAAGCACCAAAUCUGCUGAAAUGACUAAGCUAAAGAAGCCCAUGUUAGUGAGACAGCACUGCACAACCGAUCAGGUGGAGGGCACACUGCCUGUUGAGCAAGAAGGUACUUUGAAAAAUAACUCUCAAAUCUUAGACCUUAACAGCUCACCAACAAAGCCGGUUCUUUCAAGAGAAGCUCUAGAAUAUGAAGGUUCUUCCUCUUCUUCAGGGACUGUUAUUCAAAAAUCACCUAUAAUCAUAUUCUCUGGUUCCCCACAACCAAAUACUACUCUGUUGAAGUCACUCACUAAUGCUCAGGGUGAUAUAUCUGCAUCAAGUAAUGACCAAAUACAACCAGCAAGCAAUCAAGCCCAAAUAAAAGUGAGAGCUUCCUUUCCAAUCACAAGUACACGAGAUGUACAAUGUGCAACACUUCCAACUCUGAAGACUUCAACAAGUUUUAGUUGGUGUUAUCUGAAAAAUUGCAAGCCCCUACAUACCCAGCAAGUAGAGAAAAAUUUCUCUGCAUAUUCAACUUGGCACGUCAGCCCUCACAAUCCCAAUCCACUGGGUUUACCAACUAAAGUCGUACUUGGUCUUCUCAAUCCAAAGCAGAAGAUAAAAAAAAUGAUGUACACACAAGCGAAAAGCACACUGCUUCAUUCUGGCAUAUUGGUAUCUUCAAGCAAGUGGAAAGCUGAUAAGUCCAAGACACUCACCAACCGAACACUUGCAAUUAGCGAACGCAACAGCAAAGACAAGUACGAAAACCAAGUCAGUGAUCCUGACAAGGAGCAUGGCGCCAAUGAACCCAGGCGAAUUAAGAUCUUCGAUGGGGGAUUUAAAUCAAAUGAAGAGUAUGUGUAUGUUCGGGGCCGAGGGAGGGGAAAGUACAUUUGUGAGGAAUGUGGGAUACGUUGCAAGAAGCCCAGCAUGUUGAGAAAGCACAUCCGCACUCAUACUGACCUUCGUCCUUAUCACUGCAACUACUGCAACUUCUCCUUUAAAACUAAAGGAAACCUGACCAAACACAUGAAAUCCAAGGCUCAUAGCAAGAAGUGCAUGGAAAUAGGAGUGGCAGCUGGUCCAUUUGAGGAUCAAGAUACCGAUGAGUCAGGUGAUAAAGCAAGAGGUGGAAAUGAGUGCCUCUACUCUGAUGCUGAAGACUCUGAUGGUCAGGAUGAGGAAGAUUAUGAAAUCGAUGAUGAUGAUGAAGACAGUCAAGGGGAAGCAGGGCUGUCAGCCACUCCCUCAGUAGCAGCCAGCCCUCAGCACAACGUACAGAGAAAUGACCAGCUUGGCACACUGAAUGCUGCCUCUGCCUCUCUAAUUGCCAAUGUGGUAAGGACAGCAGAGGACUGUCUUGGACAGACCAAUAAUGUUGAAGGACUGGCUAGUGUUUGGCUUCCACGAAAUGCUAGAGACACUGAAACCAACCCAGUAAAGUCUAAGUUCUCUCCGGUCCAUUGGCGUGUAACUGAAGAGGAGAAAACCACACCCUGUGCAGCUGGAGGAGCACUGUCUAAGGCUGGGCCAAGGUCUGCUGCUCACCAAGUAACAGCUGACAACCGGCAUCUGCAAGAAACUCUUGGAAGGAAAACCACAGAUGAUUCAAAGAUUCCUUUGUCGAUCAGCCUUCCCACACAGAUGUCCCAGGAAAGGCAAUUUGCAUCCUAUUCUCCCAUUAGUAGUCCAUACAAGUUAGACAGUCAGCAACAGCUGGAGCAUCAAGGAGUGCUGGGUGAAGAGUAUCCAUUACAUCUAUUCAGCCACUUGCCCCUUCAUUCUCAGCAACAGGUUAAGACUCCAUACAGCAUGGUCCCUGUGGGUGGCAUCCAGUUGGUUCCCGCUGGUUUGCCUGCGUACUCCACAUUUGUACCAAUCCAGGCAGGACCAGUGCAACUCACCAUCCCAGCUGUUAGUGUUAUUCACCAGACAUCUGUCAGUCAAGAUGGUGCUGAUGCAUCUGGCAAUGCAAAGUCAUUGAGGGUAUCAGAGGCAGAUAAGCUUUUGCCAUCUAUUCCCUUCGGACAAGUAAACUCAACUGGCAUGCAGAGUACAAGCACUUCAGAUUUCCAAGUGGUUAACACUUUGGGUGUAGAGACAUUAAACCCUUUGGAUUUGGUGAAUUUGAGUACAGGUCCACAGUUACUCCCUCCAAGCCUUUCAUUUAACACAGUUGACCUUCAAGUGUUAACCACAAACCCACAGACUCAGAGCACACCAGGACUAAAAUCCCAUGUUCCAGGGGUGCAAAUAAUGAACAUUGCACUGCCUGCACUUGUACCAUCCGUCAACAUGGGGAUAGAAGGUCAAACAAACAUCAAGAAGCACUCUACAAGGAAGGAUUUUCCAACCAGCACCAAACAAACACCAGUUAGCCUUCCGGUUGAAGUUUCUGUUCAUCAGAUGGCCUGCACACAAUUCUCUCAGGUUUCUCCUCAAAUCCAGGCUUGUAGCCUAAAGUUCUUGUCAGAUCCUAUGGGCUGGAAACAUGGACAACCAAAUAACACUGGCAAAGCACAAGAAUGUGCUCAUAAAACCAUGCAUCUCAAGGCACACAAUAACAAAUCAACUACUGUAGCCUUGGUAAACUCUGACUUGGGACACUCAAAGGGAAGCUCUGAAGAGGUGACCAAGUCUCCAGUUCAUCAGACUGCUACUCCAGAAAAAGUAACAGGGAAGCCGGUGGGAACUGCACGAGAUACUGUACAGUACAGUGACGUCAGCAGUGAUGAUGAAGACAGAUUAGUGAUAGCAACAUAAACUUUUUUGCAGAACCUUUUUUGUGCAGAUAUCACAUCCGUUUUUUUUAUGGAAAAGAUGAACAUACUUCCUGGUUUCUUACUACGAAAGCUCUCUUCACCCAAAAGCACACUUUUUGAUGUAGAUAUGAUGUUUGUGCAAUUGUAAACUAAGACCAACUUAGGAGAAAGACGUCUUUUUUUGUUCCUUGUCCAGUCCAGCCAUUUUUGUAUAUGUUGUAUAAACAAUUGUGCCUUUCAGAUUUCUUGUUUGGAACUGUACAGAUGAUAAAAUAUACAACAAAGUAGUUGCUUGUGCUUAAUUCUUUUUUAAUUUUACAAUGUGUGGUGUUAUAGUAAGGAAAUUAACUACAUGUUGCACUGAUAAUGUAAAUUUCUAUGGCUAUGGGGCAGUCUUUCUGUGUACAGGCAAGAAUUGUAUACCAGCUCAUAUUUAUUGUAUGCAUUUUUUGAUCCAUGAUCAGUUCUUUCUUUCUUGCUGAGAGUUGUUUUAUCUUCAAGCAAAUUAUCUCUCCAA
Molecule: messenger RNA, 9418 nt
Organism: Pristis pectinata (smalltooth sawfish)
Lineage: Eukaryota; Metazoa; Chordata; Chondrichthyes; Rhinopristiformes; Pristidae
Gene: hivep1
Product: HIVEP zinc finger 1
Exons: 10
Coding region: 659-8902 (2747 amino acids)
Biological process (GO): regulation of transcription by RNA polymerase II
Cellular component (GO): nucleus
Molecular function (GO): DNA-binding transcription factor activity, RNA polymerase II-specific; RNA polymerase II cis-regulatory region sequence-specific DNA binding
Source: RefSeq, a predicted model, not a curated record